UCAGAGCUUCUCUUCUCUCCCACAAUCCUGUACAUACGCAUGCACCAGAUUCACACACACACAAAAUCAUCAUCUAAAAUCUAUUUUACAGACUGAGAAAUCGAUACACACUUCUCAAUGGAGUCUAAAAACACCGCUCCUUCAUCAAUGGAGGUGCAGCAGCCGUCGCAGCCGGCUGCUCCGAUAAAAAUCACAGUCCUCGUCGCCGCAAUCGCCGCCGGUGUCCAGUUCGGGUGGGCCCUACAGCUCUCCCUCCUCACUCCCUACGUCCAGCUGCUCGGAAUCCCCCACACCUGGGCGGCCUACAUCUGGCUCUGCGGCCCGAUUUCCGGCCUGAUCGUGCAGCCAAUCGUCGGAUACUACAGCGACAGCUGCACCUCCCGCUUCGGGCGCCGCCGCCCCUUCAUCGCCGCCGGAGCCGCGCUCGUCGCCGUCGCGGUCUUCCUCAUCGGCUUCGCAGCUGAUAUCGGCCACGCCGCCGGCGAUCCCUCCGGAAAGGUCGCGAAACCUAGGGCAAUCGCGGUCUUCGUCGUCGGAUUCUGGAUCCUCGAUGUCGCCAACAACAUGUUGCAGGGGCCGUGCAGGGCUUUGCUGGCGGAUUUAUCCGGCGGGGAAGCGCGGAGGAUGAGCACAUCAAACGCGCUCUUCUCCUUCUUCAUGGCGGUGGGGAACAUCCUCGGCUACGCCGCCGGCUCCUACACUCACCUCUACCGAAUCUUCCCCUUCUCCAAAACCAACGCCUGCGACGUCUACUGCGCGAAUUUAAAAUCCUGCUUCUUCAUCUCCAUCGCCCUGCUCCUAAUCCUCACUGUCCUCGCCCUCACCUUCGUCACCGAAAUCCCCGCCUCCGCGGCGGAGAUUUCGGAGCCGCUGAAGAAGCCGAAAAUCCCCGUGUUUGGGGAGUUAUUCGGUGCUCUGAAGGACCUCCCUAAGCCGAUGUGGAUCCUUUUAUUAGUGACGUGUUUCAAUUGGAUUGCGUGGUUCCCGUUCCUGCUCUUCGACACCGAUUGGAUGGGGAAAGAGGUGUACGGCGGCAAGGUCGGCGAGGGCAAGCUGUACGACCGCGGCGUCCGCGCCGGGGCGCUGGGGCUGAUGCUGAAUUCGGUGGUGUUGGGGGUGGCGUCGCUCGGGGUGCAGUUCUGCGCGAGGGGGUUUGUUGGGGUGAAGAAGAUUUGGGGAGGCGCCAAUUUCUUGCUGGCGGUUGGUUUGGCGAUGACGGUGGUGAUCACGAAGACGGCGCAGCACUCGCGCCACUAUGCCGCCGAUGGGGCGCUGCAGACGCCGGAGCCCGGCGUCAAGAUCGGAGCUUUGACGCUAUUUGCAGUCCUCGGCAUACCUCUUUCGGUAACUUACAGCAUCCCAUUUGCUCUGGCAUCUAUAUUUUCCAGUAAUUCUGGUUCAGGACAAGGCUUAUCACUUGGAGUUCUUAACCUUGCAAUAGUCAUCCCACAGAUGUUGGUUUCUGUCACAAGUGGGCCGUGGGACGACCUCUUCGGAGGCGGGAACCUGCCAGCGUUCGUGGUCGGGGCUGUGGCCGCCGCCAUCAGCGGGGUCUUGGCACUGACGAUGCUUCCGUCGCCGUCUCCUGAAGUGGUGGCGACUAAGGCCAUGACUGCCGGAGGAUUUCACUAGAAUUUUAGUCCCUUAAUGGCCUUUUUAUGAGCUUUUUUAUGUCCAGAAUUAUGGCAGAAUUUAUACACGCUAAGCGUGAUAAUAUUUGUGGCUUUUUUCUUUUUAGUCAUUUUCUUUGUUUUCACUAAUGAAGAUGAUCGUGUGUUAUGCUUAA
Salvia hispanica is the source of this 1786-nucleotide messenger RNA. RefSeq names its product sucrose transport protein-like. Gene Ontology annotation, molecular function: sucrose:proton symporter activity. Gene Ontology annotation, biological process: sucrose transport. NCBI's taxonomy places the organism in Eukaryota, Viridiplantae, Streptophyta, Magnoliopsida, Lamiales, Lamiaceae. The record is from RefSeq and is a predicted model, not a curated record. Gene Ontology annotation, cellular component: vacuole; plasma membrane.